Molecule: messenger RNA, 580 nt
Organism: Cinclus cinclus
Lineage: Eukaryota; Metazoa; Chordata; Aves; Passeriformes; Cinclidae
Gene: RPL10
Product: ribosomal protein L10
Exons: 4
Coding region: 95-580 (161 amino acids)
Biological process (GO): translation; ribosomal large subunit assembly
Cellular component (GO): cytosolic large ribosomal subunit; ribosome
Molecular function (GO): structural constituent of ribosome
Source: RefSeq, a predicted model, not a curated record
UUUUGGGUGGGUUUUAGGGGGGUUUUGGGGUCCUGUCACCUCCAAUCCAUCCUAUUUUGUUCCCCCCCGUAGGUUCCCAGGCCUCGGAGUCGCCAUGGGCCGCCGGCCGGCACGAUGUUAUCGUUACUGCAAGAACAAACCUUACCCCAAAUCCCGUUUCUGCCGCGGGGUCCCCGACCCAAAAAUUCGAAUUUUUGAUUUGGGGAGGAAAAAGGCAAAAGUUGAUGAAUUCCCUCUGUGUGGUCACAUGGUGUCGGAUGAGUACGAGCAGCUGAGUUCUGAGGCCCUGGAGGCCGCCCGGAUCUGUGCCAACAAGUACAUGGUGAAAAGCUGCGGCAAGGACGGAUUCCACAUCCGCGUGCGCCUGCACCCCUUCCACGUCAUCCGCAUCAACAAAAUGCUCUCCUGUGCCGGGGCCGACAGGUCUGGGGGGGCGGGGAGGGGGUCCCCGAAAUCUUCAAGGGGUCCCCGAAAUCUUGGAGAGGUCCCCGAAAUCCUGGGGGGGUUCGUUGGGAGUUUUGGGGAGGUUCCCAAAAGUUUCCGGGAGUGUCUUGGGAUUGCAGCGGAAAGGUUGGGAUGA